GUGGCGGAUGCAGACAAAAAAGUGAACAAAAAGGUUGGCCGUCGUGCCAGCCUCAAUGUUCUCAUACGCUUAUAAAUCAGUCCGACCAUGGAUAUUGGAGGAGAUAGGAAAGCUUCUUGUUGGCUGUGCUCCAGAUUCACAGCCAUAGAUUCUUCCUCACAGAUAUAUAUCAUAUUGUAUUUGAGAGAAUCAUUUCUGGGAUUCCAAAAGGAGAGCCGAAAGAUGUUGGAAGGAAAAGCUCGGAUUAAGGAAACAGACAUGCCAGAGAAGAUGCAGAUUCAAGCCAUGGCUUGUGCUUCUCAGGCCCUAGAUCUCCACGAUGUGAUUGAUUGCAUCUCAAUUGCUGCUCAUGUCAAGAGGGAGUUUGAUAAGAUGUAUGGGAGUGGAUGGCAAUGUGUCGUGGGUUCAAAUUUUGGCUGUUUCUUCACUCAUACACCCGGGACUUUCAUGUAUUUUGCUCUGGAGACCCUCAAUUUCCUUCUCUUCAAGGGAGCCUCUUCCUAAAAUUUAUACAUACAUACAUAAUAAUAUAUGUAUGU
This is a messenger RNA of Juglans regia (Persian walnut), 539 nucleotides long. Its product is annotated as dynein light chain LC6, flagellar outer arm-like. The transcript is spliced from 2 exons. Lineage: Eukaryota; Viridiplantae; Streptophyta; Magnoliopsida; Fagales; Juglandaceae. Bases 88 to 504 code for a protein of 138 amino acids. The record is from RefSeq and is a predicted model, not a curated record. Gene Ontology annotation, molecular function: dynein light intermediate chain binding; dynein intermediate chain binding. Gene Ontology annotation, biological process: microtubule-based process. Gene Ontology annotation, cellular component: dynein complex.